UUUCUAUAUCGAGUAUGUUCGGCAAGUGACUAAAACGAGCAGAGAGCUACUACAUGAUGAAAUCUAUCUAGGUAAUUGAAUUCAGCAUUUGACGUAUACUUGUUUGACGUUGGUUUUCCAAGAAAGACGAACACAAUCCUUAUUGCAGUUUAAGUGUCUCAGGUCAUUAGUCUAAUCUAGAUUGUCUGUUUUGCAGCAAGCAAUCCUAAGCUGGUAUUCAACAAAGAAUCCUGGCCAUGAAAGUUAAUCUAACGGACGUUUUGGGAAGUGAAGGCCUAGAUGUGGCUUCUGAGAACUUAAUACCCUGCAAGCCAACAACGCCACAUGAUCUAAAUACAACAAGAACCGUAUCUGAAGUGAUUGUCGCUUCGGGAGCAGGGAUCUUUUACUUAGCAUUGUGCACGCUUAGCGUACUCGGUGUUUGGUCAACUUCUUGUGCCAGACUGUGCUCUUCUCGAGGAACGUUUUUUGUUUUCUUCAUUAGUGCAUUGCUCGCUUCUGUGAAUGUCUUCUCCAACUCCGACAACCUAGAGGUCAAGCUAUACUUCCGUUUAUUUGCCUUUGUGUUUGUCGGAAUAGCUUACACAUUGUUUGGUGCUUCUCUAUUCUUCUCUCUGCCAGACGAACGAGAAAAUCGACAAACUUUGGGUCAACAACAGCCUUCAAUGGGGUGCGUUGUUGGUGUGGUGACAUUUCUUAUAUUUUUACUCGAAGCCGUGCUGUUGGCAUUUGCGUGCACGAAAGGCGCUAAGAAAGCGAUAUCCGUAGAUCCCUCUGUGAAAACAAUCACUUGGAUCUUGAUUAUUAUAGACAAGUCAGCUUUCUUCCUUCAAAAGCCUUUUCAGCUUGCCAUAUACCUCUACUUGCGUACCACUUGUCUUAGUACGCAAGAAUUCAAAGGGAAUGCUGAAUUUUACUUUAGAAUUAUGUCCUUCUUCAACUUUAUAGAGUGGAUAGACGCUCAGGUGAACGUGGAAAUUGAUGUUGCCCUGAGUGGACCUAUCAUUGAUGAACUCGAUGGAUGGUUUAAUGUUUUUGUAGUUGGUUACAAGGCAUUGAUAAUAGAUUACCGUUUGCUAUGUUGUUUCCUUUUUCUGGAGCAUUCUGCAGAAAUUCCAGAUGUAAAUCAGCUUCCUGAGGUCCCAGAAAAUGAAGACCGAUUCGUUAAUUGUAUGGCUUCAAGGGAUCAACUUAGGAUGUAUGCGGGGUUCUUCGCUGGUUGUUUGUGUAUUACCGCACCUGUCCUCUGUGGUCUUUAUUUCAUUCACAGCCUUAACAUCGGCGCAUUCGUCCAGGUAUUCGCCAUUAUUGUCAAUACGGCAAUUUUUGUUCUCGCUGCAUAUUUCCUUCACAGCAAUGAUUUAGAAGAAGGCGAGAUUUCUGAAUCAGUUGGAGUCAAAAUCAUGGUAAGUUCCUCUAUUUUUUGAUUUGGAUUAUUAAAUUAUUAAAUUAUUUUACUAGGGUAAUACAUCUGUGAACUGCCUCCCCCCUCCCCUCAGAAAAAAAAUGUUCUCUUAUCACUCUGCAGUCUUCAAAUCAAUUUAGAACCACCUUAUAUGAUUCCACUAUUUGCUAUGGGAGUCAAAAUUCAACAAUAUUUUCCGUGUUAUCAAUUUUAUUUAAAGCUGCUUAAAUUAGUACCAUGGGAUAGUACUUUAUUUCCAAAGAGGUCUGACAUUUGAAUGGUAACACGAAACAGGAUUUCAUCCACAGAGUCAAGAGGCUAAACCAUCUUUCAAGAUUCCAUAAUUCUCUCUGGGGGUGAAGGAUUACUCUCUUCAUAGGGCUGCUUAAUUGAGAUCACAACGCAUGACUCACAUUUCAUUCUGUUAUUUUUUGGGGGAAACGGUGUUGAUUUGGGAAGGAAAUAAAUUAGAGUAGAAAAGGUAUACACAUAAACCAGUAGCCUGCGUAGCAAGCGUUUCCGUUUGGUUUCGGAGCAAAGAAAAACCGAGGAAGCGGACUUUCGGUUUUGACCGCGCGAGAAAUGAAACGAGAGCCAAAAUGUGAAAGAGAAGGGAGGCGCCAUUUUUCGCGCGGUCUUUGACUCUCGUUCCUCGUUCUUUUCUCCUAAAUCGCACAGAAACGCUUGCUACGCAGGCUAAUAAACCAGUUAGUCCGCUAAUAGAAUCAGAGGCAUCUUGUUGUGGUGGUGGACUAUCUGGUAAUUGUCUACUAAUUAUUUACUUCAUCUUUUAAAUUCUUAACAACCCCCAAAUGCAAUAUUUUCUAAUUUUUCCAAUUUUUCAUCAAGUUCUCAAAAAAAAUAUUGAAUUAAGGGCUGCAACUAAGUGGAGCCAUUUUUUGAUUGAAUGGAAUCUAGAUAUUUAAGAAAAAGGGUGGAAAUCAACGAAAUAUAAUAUUUUUAAACAGACUGUUCCCUUAAUUCCAAAAGAGCUGACUGAUAAGCUGACACAUCGUUGCAUGGCAAGCCUUAAAUUAUUUUUUACAUUUGUCAUGAGAAUCCCGCAUCCAAACAGGAUACCGAACAUCAUUUUCUUUUCCGCAUCCGUGGCCCAAAUUUUGGCGAAUUCCGCAAUGUGCAUUUUGGUCAAACUCAGACCCUGUAAAUGAUUUCAUGUGACCACUACUUUUAAUUUAUAGGUUUGCUGCAUGGGUGCUGUUGGCUUCACUUGUUGGUUAGUAGAAGCAGCUAUUGCGGGCUACUGGGCGCAGACGGCUCCUUACAGAGACGACAUAGACGACCAGUCAUUUAUGGGCUGGGAUUCGGCAAAAUUUCUCGUACGUGGGCUUACUGGAGCAUUUCUGAUAUGCGUGUUUAUGAGAGUAAAUGCACGAUCAUUGCCAUUUCAGAAUCUAAACAAGAGAUGGAAUCAUUUGCUCGUUCCUGUCAUCAUGUUAGGAAUAUUUUCAGUGUUUGGAGAAACCUUGCUUGACCAGUAUAAGGGACCUCUCGAUACCAGACUUCGGUAGGUGAUAGUUUAAUGCUCAUGCCCGCUGCUUCCAGACUCUCUGUAAACAUGAAGUUCUUGUCCCCAGUGCCACUUGGCUAAUUAAAUUUGACCACGUGACCAAAAUAACGACAAGCUCUGGGAAGUAAAGUUAUUAAACAUGAUGGCUCUGGGCUGGCUACAAAAGCUAAGAGAGCCGGCCUGGAAGCUGGGUUUGCACUUUUUUUUUGGGGGCGGGGGGUUGGGAGAAGAAAAAUGUUUCAAUGAGUAUAACACAGUUAAAAGAAACAGUCUCAGAAUGAGGAGAGGAAAUUUGGGUCUCCUGAUCUGCUUGUUGCAUUUCCCAUCCUCGAAGCCUCUAGGUCUCCAAAGAUGCGCGUUUCCUUGAGGAGUUCGAUUUUACAAACGUUGGCUCAUCGAUUUCAGCCUUUCUCCGGAUGACUGAGAAAAAUAAGGUACUGCUCAUCUAGCCACACCGCAACAGAACAUGAACGUCUUUGAAGUACAACAUGUUUAUCCUGUAUAUUUCAUUGUAUUCCAGCCCUUUAAAACAGAAGCCUAUGAAGUCAUUGACUGGCCCCAUGUAAGGCAAUCUGGAUUUCAAAAUCCGAGAAAUUUUUGCUAUCGGAAUUUGAAAUCCUGGGCUUUGGAAUCUGGAAUUCAUUCCAAAGAAUUCGAAAUCCCGCUAACGUUUGGAAUCUGGGAUCCAAGUUCCACUUACAAGGAAUCCGGAAUCCAUUCUUGGUGUUGUCGAAACCAUUAUGAUUGGUUCGCUCAGUUUUGUGUCGUGGUGUUGGCAUUGCUCAGUUUCUUUUCAAUCGUCGUUUGGUGGUUGCACCUGUUCGCAACACCAAGAAACUGAAUUGGAGCCUGUUUUGAAUUACCUUACUUCUGGAUGGAUGAGCUUCAAAAAUUCUAUUCUGAUUCUUAACAAUGAAGUACAUCUGCUCAGGCCGAGGCCAAACGUCUGACUUUUCAUGAGACGCAUGCACCAACCUUAGAGAGUUAAGUUCACGAAACGUUCGACUUCUGACUUAGAUAAGUCGUCUUAAAGCUAAGAGUUUGGAUCUUCCAACACAGUCUUUCUACCCGUCUGCUUCAGACGGAUAAAGCGUCUGAAGAUCAUCCCCGUUACAAACGUCGAUCUUUACUUGCGACGAACUAAAUUAAGGUGUUUCGAAAAAGUUUUUCAGAGGCCACACUGAUAUUUUUCAAUCGCCUUAAAAGUGGUUUUCUCCUUGUCCGAUGGCUUUAAAUUUUCACCAUUAAUUGGCUAUGGAUUAAAAUUUGUGAAAUUGUCGAUUUAAGUAAAAUCGAUAUUACUAUGACAACAAUAAACAAAAAGCUUUGAAACUGAUAAAAGCCGAAUUUUGUGUGAUCUAGACCAGCCACUAGGAACUUAAAGUUUGGUGUUUAGCAAACAAUCUCAGUAAGAAGUAAAAAAAUUCUGUAUCUAUUUCAAACCUUGAAUUUUCAACAGCCGUGAUAUAUUAUUUUAUUAAUAACAACGUUAUAAAUGACUCAAAUUAUUUUUAAGUAGCGUCAGAAUGCUUCUUAAUAUCAUAUUUCGAUGCUAGCAAAUUUUGGUGUAUUUUCGUUCUUGCGAUCUUCAAAACUAACCCGUUUUCUCACCACCUGUAUAAGUGCAACUUCAUUGAAAUUAGGACUUUUGGCGCUUUUUGUAUAUCUCUAAAACGGCUAGAACGAAUUUUUUUAAAAUCUCUUCAAAUAAUUUUCAUAAUGUAUAUAAUAUUGUCUGUAACUUUCAUUAAGAUGGAUUCACUGCAACACCUUGAAAUUUCAAGACAAGCCUAUCCUACUUACCAGUCAAAAAUCUGCGUCACAACAUUCACUGUUUUGACGUUAUGCUAAUUUUUCCAUAAUAACGCGGACUUUAUAUACGUCCAUGACUAGUACAUUUUAGUUGGAAUUUAUCACAUCUUUUGAAUGCGGAUUUUACUCGCGCAUGAAAUGUCCAUGGAUUAAUUUGGAAAAAAUUUUAACGUUGGAUUUUUUUAGGACUUGUUUGAAUGUGAAAAUCUUAAUGAAAGUUUGACAUUAUAUCGCAUUAUGAAAUUGUAUUUUUGAAACAAAUUUGUUCGAUUUGUUUCAGAGAUAUACCAAAAAGCGCUAAAAGUCCAAAUUUUAAUGAAGUUGCACUUGGAGAGGUGGUGAGAAAACGGGUUUUUAAGAUCGCAAGAACGAAAACACACCAAAAUAUCCUAGCAUCGAAAUAUGACAUUAAACAGCAUUCUGAUACUACUUAAGAAUAAUUUGAGUCAUUUAUAACGUUUUUAUUAAAUAAUCUAUCACGGCUAUUGAAAAUUUAAAGUUUGAACCAUAUUUUCGUUUUAGUCGAAUUCAAACAUACAGGAUUUUUUACUUCUUAUGGAGGUUAUUUGCUAAACGCCAAACUUUAAGUUCCUAGUUUUGGAUUCUCAGAAGCUGGUCUAGAUCGCGCAAAAUUAGGCGUUCAUCAAUUUCAAAGUUUUUUGUUUAUUGUUGUCAUAGUAAUAUCGAUUUUACUAAAACCUACAUUUUGACAACUUUCAAUCUAUAGUCAAUCAUUGGUGAAAAUUUUAUGGCGAUCAGACAAGGGUAACAUCACUUUUAAAGCGACUGAAAAAUAUCGGUAUGGCCUCUGAAAAACUAUAUCCAAACACCUUAAUAAAUUAAACAUUUGUUUGAUAAUAUGUAUAUUCAGCCUCGUUGUGGAGAAAAAGUUUUAAGUUCAACGUCUGACCCAACAGACGAUCUUAACUUUUAAAUUGAGGUAGACCAAGAUUAGAGGGUGGUUACUAGUCUCGUCCAUGAAAAGCUCAACGUUUAGCCUAGGCUUAAGUGAGACGAUUUGGCCGAAAAAGGUCUUACUACGCUAAUAAUCUCUUAGUUUCAGUGCACGUUACUUUUUUUAUAUCUCCUUUUCAGUUGUGAAAUCAAAGAGGAAAGUUUGAAGAUUCUUCUGGAGGUUGGGCCGCCCAUGUAUCUCGGAUUCUUGAUUCACGUGUUUCUACACUUUUUUAUACUUUGGUCAAAUCUUGGUAAAAGGCCAAUUGCAGGUCGAGAAGAUUCUUUAGCUUCUUUUUCAACCUUCGAAAGAGUCAGUUCUAUUGCAACCCAUGUAUCCCUUGAACACGAAGGAGAAGACUCAGAAGAAGAAUUUUUUAAUGCGUUGGAACAUGUAGAUGAUACUGAUAAUUUUCGGAUUUAAAGUUAUUGAUCAUGAGAAUAAUUAUGCUGCAGAAGCAGGUUUUACAAUCUUCAGUAACAUAAUUGUGAAUAACAUUUCGCAUAACUAUAUUAUCAUUACUGCACACGGCUUUAUUUGGUCAAUCAGUUAGUUUUCUGUAUUUGUUUGCGUUGUUUCACCUACACAUUUUAGUUUCUUUUUCUCACUGUUAACCAAUAGUGUCCGAAGAUUACCUCAUAAGGUCCAAUCAGCAAACAUAUCAAAAGACAUUGAUUGAGAGAAUAUUGUAUACGAAACUUUCCGCUUAAAAUGUGGCUGCAAAAACUGCCUAUAGCCUAUACUGACUUAGGGAGACUCACGAGUGAGGUGCAGCUUUAUGGGUCAAAAACUAAGGAGGAUUUUUGGUGGCCAGCUGACAUGAGGUGACAACGCACUGCGAGUAAUCAGCAAGACCGACCUUGAGAGUUUGAUUACGACUACCGUGAAUCCUAUAUUAAGCCCCCUCCCCCCUAAUAAGCCCUCCCUAUUUAGGGGAAGAAAGUUA
Porites lobata is the source of this 6646-nucleotide messenger RNA. Lineage: Eukaryota; Metazoa; Cnidaria; Anthozoa; Scleractinia; Poritidae. The record is from the annotation of a GenBank genome assembly.